AUGGUCCACAAGUACAUGAAACAACUGACAGGUGAAGGGCCUGUCACCGUUGUCAUCGAACCGUCCUCUGCCCGCGUGGGAGAACAGGUGACCCUGUCCUGCCAGCUGGCUGAGGAUGUCCCCUCCACCACCAAGGUUCUCUGGUACAAGAUGGAGAAGGGGAGGGAUGCCCCACUGUGCUCCUCCCCCAGCCUGGAGGGGGUGGUGGAGCAGGGCCAGGAGGGAGAGCAGAGGAGGAUCGCGGGACGCUGGCAGAGGAGAACAUUCCUGCUGAUCAUCUGGAGGGUGACAGUGGGUGACGAGGGGACAUAUGUGUGUGCAGUGAAUGGCAGUGCUGUCACACAGGAGGCUGCUGCUCACCUGGAUGUCACAGCCAUUGGUCACCAGCCCACUCUGGCCAGGGAUCUACAAGAGGACAGUUGGUGUCGCUACACGUGUAGGUCAAAACGAUGGUACCCAAAGCCUGACAUCACCUGGACCAACUAUGGAGGAGACACACUAAACGUGGAGGCCAAGACCAACGUCACCUGGAGUGAGAAGGACCAUUUUGUGGUGCAAAGCACCAUUGAAGUGCCCUGUGAUGCUAUAGAUGUGGUGUGUGUGGUCAGACUCAUCGAAUCCAAGAUCAGCCUCUCAGGUUCCAUGAAUGAACUUCUUCUGCCACAGUCGAGCACUUGCACCUACAAGGGCAGAACAAGAGGUUCCUACAUAGACCCCAAAGUGAUGUGGCUUAAUCCCCAAGGAGAAGAUCUAUCUGCACUGGCUCAGACCAGCAUCCUCCAGGAGAUGGACAAUAUUUUUGAAAUAGAAAGCUCCAUUGAGAUGCCCUGUGGACAACUACCACCUUCUUUUGUGGCCACUGAGAAGGACAGCAGUCCACAGAUUGCUCACCAGGCAGAAAACAUCAACCCUUUCUGGAUAAUCUACUUGCUUCCACUCAUUAUCUUACAAGCCCAUCUCCAGAGGCAGAAAGCCCAUCUUGAGAAGCAGAUUGCCCAUCUUGAGAAGCAGAUUGAGGAGCUCCAGACCCAACUCAGGACAUCCCAGGAUGCAGAGGAAGGAAAGCAGAAGGAGAUGGCCCAUCUUGAGAAGCAGAUUGAGGAGCUCCAGACCCAACUCAGGACAUCCCAGGAUGCAGAGGAAGGAAAGCAGAAGGAGAUGGCCCAUCUUGAGAAGCAGAUUGAAUUCAGGAAGGCUCGUAACAACGCAGAUGAAAUCCAGGUGGAUGAGGACUCAGCCCACCCAAACUUGUCUAUUUCUGGGGACAAGAAGAGUUUCACCCAUCAAACACAAGCCCAAAAAACGACCCCAAAUGAGGAGAGUUUCGACUCCACCGUCUGUGUCCUGGGCUCUCAAGGUUUUUCCUCUGGGAAACACUAUUGGGAGGUGGAGGUUGAAAAAAGCAACAACUGGGAUUUGGGAGUAGCCAGAAGAUCUGCUCCAAGGAAAGGAAUCAUGUCCCUGUCACCUAAAGAAGGAUUUUGGGUCCUGGGAUUAAGUUUUAACGAUUAUUGGGCAAGAACCGAGCCAUGGACACGGUUGGUGGUGCAGAAAAAUCCCAAGAAAAUUGGAGUUUUCCUGAAUUUGGAGGAGAAAAUCCUGACUUUUUACAACGUGACCGACACGUCCAUCAUGUUCACCUUUAAAGACUGUGACUUCUUUGGGGAAAUUUACCCUUUCUUCAAGAAUUCACACAAAGAAUCGACCCUGCGGAUUUGUUCCGUUAAAGAGGAGUAA
Molecule: messenger RNA, 1737 nt
Organism: Apus apus (common swift)
Lineage: Eukaryota; Metazoa; Chordata; Aves; Apodiformes; Apodidae
Product: butyrophilin subfamily 2 member A1-like
Exons: 16
Coding region: 1-1737 (578 amino acids)
Molecular function (GO): protein binding
Source: RefSeq, a predicted model, not a curated record